Molecule: messenger RNA, 1526 nt
Organism: Manihot esculenta (cassava)
Lineage: Eukaryota; Viridiplantae; Streptophyta; Magnoliopsida; Malpighiales; Euphorbiaceae
Product: calmodulin-like protein 11
Exons: 3
Coding region: 90-623 (177 amino acids)
Molecular function (GO): calcium ion binding; enzyme regulator activity
Source: RefSeq, a predicted model, not a curated record
UGGAAAAAAUGCAUGUCUGAGUUGCUCAAGUAGCUGUGCUUCUAAUCUAAUCUCAAACUCUCUGAUCAGUUCGAUCCACAGAGAUAAACAUGGGAGAUGUGUUAACUGAAGAGCAGAUUUCUGAGUUUCAAGAAGCUUUUUGUCUGCUAGACAAGGAUGGAGAUGGUACUCUCUCCUUCAUAUUGUUUUUUUUUUUGUUAAGUAUCAUCUCAGCUUGUUGGUGUGAUUCUUGUUAUGAUAUGUGUACAGGUCGCAUAACAUUUGAGGAAUUGGCGACUGCAAUAAAGUCACUAGACCAAAAUCCGACAGAAGAAGAAUUGCAGAGUAUGAUCAAUGAAGUUGACGUUGAUGGUAAUGGAACCAUAGAGUUCGGAGAGUUCUUGAAUCUUAAGGCAAGGAAAAUGAAGGAAACUGAAGCAGAAGAGGAAUUGAAAGAAGCAUUCAAAGUGUUUGACAAGGAUCAAGAUGGCUACAUUUCACCUAAUGAGCUGAGGCACGUAAUGAUAAAUUUAGGAGAGAAACUGACAGAUGAAGAGGUUGAGCAGAUGAUUAGAGAAGCUGAUUUGGAUGGAGAUGGGCAAGUUAAUUAUGAAGAAUUUGUAAGAAUGAUGCUUGCUAUUUGAUACAAAAUCACUGUAAUAUAAUAUUCAAUUUCCACUCAGAGCUUAUAGCUUUAAAUAAAUUAACAUAUCAAAUCCCAUUUAUGUGAAUGGGUCAAUGGUAUAUAUCAUAUCUAUCUAUUAUUAAUUAAUUUGUAUAUCUUUAUUCACGUUAUACAUCUUCAAAAAAAAAAGAUUUUCUCCUCCAAUUCCCAAAAGAAGUGGGAUAUAUUUCUUCAGGUUUUUGCUUACUUUCCAUCAACACUUGGAGCAUGGUGAAGAAUCAAAUAGAAUUAAAUAUAUAAAAUUGAUUUUUACUUCUAUAUAUCUUAUUUCAAUUUGAUUUGAUGACCGCCGGGCUUACUCUACUCUGGGCGAGGCCAGGCUCAAGAGGAAAACAAUAACCCAAAGCCCAUCAAGCCCUCUUUAAGCAAGAUCGACCCAGCGUCUCAAGCCUCGAUCCAGACGCGCGGGGUAGGCCGGAUCCACCAUGAGUCUGGGUCCAAUGAGAAGAAGUUCAGCCCAGUGAAGUGAUGUGAGAAAGAAUAGUAGGCCAAUCACCUCGCAGCCCUACCCGCAUGCGCGCUGGAGAGAAUUAAAUGGCCGUCUGGCAUGAAGAGGAGCCCUGACACAUCCGUACGUACGGAGCUGAGUGACAGAGACAACUAGCAUUGUAGCAUAGAGGCAGAUAUACAUCACGGGUAGACGAAAAGGGAGCUCUCUCUUCUUCCUCCUUCUUCCUGGACUCUAUUUUUUUUUUUCUCUCUGCAAUUCUUGCCUGUUCAUAUUACUCUAGUUCAUAAAAUCUGACUUGAACGUCGGAGGGUCUCCACCGGGGCAUCCCCGGUAGACCCCUAACCAUUUUUCUUCAUUUUGCAGAUUUUUUCUUCGAAUCAAGUAUAAAAGGACCCAUACGAUAGAUUAAGA